AUGCUACCCAUGAACCCAGGGGGUGAAUUUUGGUUUGCUAUUAUAGAAAUUGCCAUUGAACCUGAGAAAUGCGUAUGCAGCUAUGGUAUUAAGGCCGUUGAACUUCGUCAAAAGAAUCAAGAUGAGUUGCUGUCCGCCAUUGAGUCUUACAAGAAGGAGCUCGCUACUCUUCGUGUUGCUCAAGUGACUGGAGGAGCUCCCGCUAAACUCGCUCAGAUCCGUGUUGUUCGCAAGAACAUUGCUCGUGCUCUGACCGUUCUGAGCCAGAAGAAGCGACAGGGUCUGAGAGAGAAGUACGCCAAAGCUAAGCGUCUUCCUACCGACCUUCGUGUAAAGAAGACCCGUGCCAUGCGCCGUGCUUUGACCAAGGCUCAGGCUGCCAAGAAGACCCUCCGCCAGCAGAAGAAGGAGCGCGCUUUCCCCAUGAGAAAGUACGCGUUGAAGGCUUAAGGGGGUGUAUAUUUGGGCAUGGGUAGAGGUAUUCCUCUGUCAUGGUUU
Blastocystis hominis is the source of this 498-nucleotide messenger RNA. RefSeq lists its product as hypothetical. Gene Ontology annotation, cellular component: cytosolic large ribosomal subunit; ribosome. Gene Ontology annotation, molecular function: mRNA binding; structural constituent of ribosome. The transcript has 5 exons. The coding region runs from base 1 to 450 and encodes 149 amino acids. The record is from RefSeq and is a predicted model, not a curated record. NCBI's taxonomy places the organism in Eukaryota, Bigyra, Opalinata, Blastocystidae. Gene Ontology annotation, biological process: maturation of LSU-rRNA from tricistronic rRNA transcript (SSU-rRNA, 5.8S rRNA, LSU-rRNA); translation.